Messenger RNA from Vicia villosa (hairy vetch), 552 nucleotides. Its product is annotated as probable disease resistance protein At5g47260. Gene Ontology annotation, molecular function: ADP binding. The transcript has a single exon. The coding region runs from base 1 to 552 and encodes 183 amino acids. The record is from RefSeq and is a predicted model, not a curated record. NCBI's taxonomy places the organism in Eukaryota, Viridiplantae, Streptophyta, Magnoliopsida, Fabales, Fabaceae.
AUGGCUAGUGUGAGGAAUGCAAAUAUCUCCAACGUGGAUGAUAAGGUAAAGGAACAGAUUAUGGAUGCACUAAGAGUGAGAGACCAAGAAGAAAGUAUAAUUGGAUUAUGUGGGCCAGAUAAAAUAGUCGAGGCUUCUGUAAAAAUAGUUAUAAGAAGAGCCGAGAGAGAUCAAUUGUUCGAAAAGAUUGUCACAGCAACUGUGACUAAGAAACCUGACAUUACAAAUAUCCAAAUGCAAAUCGGUGAUGCAAUAGGUCUCAAUUUUGAUGAUAAGACGGACCUAGCUGAAUCAACUUGUUGCACGUGUUUCGGUUAUCGUAAAAGAAUGAGAACUGCAGAAAGAGCUCAUCUUCUGUGUGCUAAGAUGAAGGAGCUGCAAACAGUCCUUGUUGUACUGUAUGAUCUUCGUGGCAGACUUGAUUUAGGUGAGAUUGGUAUCCCCUUUGGUGAAGAUCAUAAUGGUUGCAAGAUUUUGCUGGCAUCUACAAAUUUGGAGGUUUUAUCCAAAGAAAUGAAGGUUCAUAAGUUGAUACAAUUAUCAGAGACAUGA